This is a messenger RNA of Schistocerca gregaria, 3991 nucleotides long. Its product is annotated as lutropin-choriogonadotropic hormone receptor-like. The record is from RefSeq and is a predicted model, not a curated record. Bases 23 to 3679 code for a protein of 1218 amino acids. Lineage: Eukaryota; Metazoa; Arthropoda; Insecta; Orthoptera; Acrididae. Gene Ontology annotation, biological process: G protein-coupled receptor signaling pathway. The transcript has 24 exons. Gene Ontology annotation, molecular function: G protein-coupled receptor activity; protein binding; protein-hormone receptor activity. Gene Ontology annotation, cellular component: membrane.
CAGCGGCAACAACAUCACAGACAUGAGGGCCGAGACAUUGUCUCAGGUUCCAGAGUUGGAGGAGCUGAUAAUGACUGACAACUUCCUGGAGGCGAUCAGACCGGACACCUUCGACUACACUCCAGGCAUCAGAAGGCUGCAGCUGGACCAGAACAAGCUGUGGUGGCUGCGGGCGGACGCCUUCGUGCGCCUGCGACAGCUGCGCAACCUGAGGCUCGACUCCAACGGGCUGACCGCCGUGCCCACGGACGCCCUCAAGCCGCUCGCCCAACUGGAGGCCCUGAACCUGGGUAGCAACCUUCUGACGUCGGUGCCUGUGGGAGCAUUUCCUGAGCUGCCACACCUGCUUAUCCUAUUACUCAAGAGGAACCAGAUAACGCACAUCCACGACGAUGGGUUCCUAACUGUGCCAGCGCUGAGAGCUUUGCACCUGGACGACAACCUUCUCACGCAUGUCCCGCUGGCGCUCACCAAGCUGACGGCGCUGCAGGAGCUGUCGGUGUCUGGGAACCGCAUCAAGUAUAUGCCGGGAGGGGUGCUGCAGCGGGCGCCAGGUUUGGCACUACUGGAGCUGAGGGGGAAUCCCCUGGUGGCGGUCGCGCCCACUGCCUUCUCCCACCUGCCGAGACUGCGAAAGCUCAUCCUGUCCGACGCGCGGGAGCUGACGGAGUUCCCCAACCUGGAGGGCACGGCGGCCCUGGAGAUCCUGCGGCUGGACAGGGCUGGACUCCAGGAGGUGCCCUCCUCACUGUGUUCAGUCUGUCCCAGGCUCCGCAGUCUAGACGUGAAAUCAAAUAAGCUGACCAAGAUUCCGGAUCUAUCGCAGUGCAAGGAUCUAAGAGUCCUGGACUUGGCGAGCAACCAGAUCACGUCGCUGGAGGGCCGUCCAUUCCUUGGGCUGUCCCUGCUGCACGACCUUCUGCUGGCGCACAACUCCAUCCCCAGGGUGCCCAAGGACGCCUUCGAGGGGCUGCCGCGUCUGCAGGUCCUGGACCUAGAGAACAACCGCAUCACCGACAUCCACCCAGAAGCUUUCCUGCCCUUCACGCAGCUGGAAGAUCUGAACCUGGGCCACAACGCGUUUCCCGUGCUGCCUACGGCCGGCCUGGAGCGGCUGCUGGUGCUGAAGGUGUUCAACAACGGCGCGCUGCGCGAGUUCCCGCCCCCGGAGCGGUUUCCGCGCGUGCAGCGGCUGAUGCUGGCCUACGCCUACCACUGCUGCGCCUUCCUGCCGCUGCUGCCGCCGGACCCGCCGCCCAAGCCGCCUCUCAAGGACUCCGUCAUCUUCCCGGAGGACCCCGAGUUCGACAUGAGCCUCUGGAACUCCAGCCUGACCGACCUGUGGCCGCAGCUGCAGAACCUGAGCAAGAAGUUCGGGUCGCAGGUGAACGACCUGUGGGACAGCUUCGGGUCGGACUUCACGUACCCGGGUAACCUGCCAGCCUACGUGGAGGAGUACUUCGAGGAGGCGGAGGCCGCUGCUGGAGCGCGCGUGGGCGGCAGUGAGCAGCCACCCGCCGGCAUCCACUGCGUCCCGCUACCCGGCCCAUUCCUGCCGUGCCAGGACCUGUUCGACUGGUGGACGCUGCGCUGCGGCGUGUGGGUGGUCUUCCUGCUGGCCAUGCUGGGUAACGGUACGGUCGUCUUCGUGCUCGUCUUCUCCAGGAGCAAGAUGGACGUGCCGCGCUUCCUCGUCUGCAAUCUCGCCGCCGCGGACUUCUUCAUGGGCGUCUACCUCGGCUUCCUGGCGGUGGUGGACGCGUCGACGCUGGGCGAGUUCCGGCGCUUCGCCAUCCCGUGGCAGAUGUCGGCCGGCUGCCAGCUGGCGGGCUUCCUGGGCGUGCUGUCGGCCGAGCUGAGCGUCUACACGCUGGCCGUGAUAACGCUCGAGCGCAACUACGCCAUCACGCACGCCAUGCACCUCAACAAGCGCCUCUCGCUGCGACACGCCGCCUACAUCAUGCUCUGCGGCUGGAGUUUCGCGCUCCUGAUGGCGCUGCUGCCGCUGCUAGGCGUGUCGGACUACCGCAAGUUCGCGGUGUGCCUGCCGUUCGAGACGACGACGGGCCCCGCGAGCCUGGCCUACGUGGUGAUGCUGAUGCUGGUGAACGGCGUCGCCUUCCUCAUCCUGAUGGGCUGCUACCUCAAGAUGUACUGCGCCAUCCGCGGCUCGCAGGCCUGGAACUCCAACGACUCGCGCAUCGCCAAGCGCAUGGCGCUGCUCGUCUUCACCGACUUCAUCUGCUGGUCGCCCAUCGCCUUCUUCUCGCUCACCGCCGCCUUCGGGCUGCAGCUCAUCACGCUGGAGCAGGCCAAGGUGUUCACGGUGUUCGUGCUGCCGCUGAACUCGUGCUGCAACCCGUUCCUGUACGCGAUCCUGACGAAGCAGUUCAAGAAGGACUGCGUGCUCAUCUGCAAGGCGAUCGAGGAGUCGCGCGUGACGCGCGGCAUCGGCCGCUGCCGCCACAGCUCCAACUUCAGCAACCGCCAGACGCCCGCCAACACCAACAGCCUCGCAGACCGCUCCUCCAGGGAGCAGCAGCAGCUGCAGCAGCUGCAGCAAGCCGUCGCCAUACACCCGCACGCCUGCACCUGCGCCGCUGGCGACGUGGGUGACCAGUCCGUCCCUUAUCCCAAUUCUUCACGGAAGGCGGCGCCGCGGCGCUGGCUGCUGGGCAAGGCGCGCUGGCUGCUGCGCUGCGUGCGGCGGGAACGGCGGUACGCGGGCCGGCGAGCGCGCUCCGACGAGUACGCCUACCAGAUCGCCGAGAUCCAGCAGCGACAGAAGCAGAAGCAGCACAAGCGCGCAUCCUCCGUCUCCUCCUCCGAGAACUUCAGCUCUUCGCGGUCGGACUCGUGGAGGCACGCGGCACCGCACCACCACUGCGGCAUACCGAUGCGGCUGCUCGACCCCAAGCGGCGCGCCUCGUCGUGGCUGGUGACGCGCAAGACGUCGCAGGACUCGAACCUGUCCAGCUCGCGCAACGACUCGUCCGGCUCGGCGACGACGGCGAGCACCAGCACCUGGAAGCUGUCGCGCUCCAGCGCCUCCAGCGACGCGCGGCACGCGCAGGCGGCGCCGCGGCUGACGCGCCAGGCGGCCGUGCAGCACGAGGACUCGUGCCCCGCGCUCGGCAGCGCGCUGCCCGGCUCCCCAGGGCGGCUCACGGUGCGCUUCCUCGCCACCAUACCCUCCGCCGCCGAGCCGGAGACCAGCACCAGCUGCCACGCCGACGCCGACGGUGACGGUGACACCGGAGGUGGCGGUGACGCGGACGUCGACGGCGAGCGAGACGCGGACGCCGACCCCGAUAACGAGGACGGCGACGGGGGCGCGACCGCCUCGCUGCUGGGCGGCCCCAGCGUGGGGGCGGGCACGCCCUGCUACGCCGUCCUGCACUGCAGCCCGCCGCACACCACAAAGGUGGUGGCUACGACGGCGCCGGGACGCCGGAUGUCGGAAGCAGCGGUCGUGCACUACCACCAGCACCAGCAGCAGCAGCCGCGCGGCCAGCGCGCCAGCUUCUCGUCGCCCUCGUCGCCCUCGUCGCCGUCGCCGACGUCCUCGUCGCGCUGCUCCUCGUCCCAGUCGUCGCCGCGCGCCAGCACCAGAUCCGGCGCCGCCGCAGGUCGCUCUAGUCACAGCAGGCCCCAGCCGGGACCUUCCUCCGCGUCCUGAGGCGCCGCCGGGAGCUGACAGGCGUCCCAGUGUGGGCGUCACUGAGCCACGGGAGCGGAAACACACGAGUAGGCCUCGCAGUUACACAAGUGGCCGGAAGGGACACUUGUAUUCCCGAGUGUGUUGCGUUAAGCUCCGCAGAAACAGUCGAAAGGACAUUAGCAAUAGGUCUUAGUAAACCGAAGACUAUUUUACACAUAAUUUGUACGUUGAGCAUUUCACUAUUCUUACUAUUUUCAUAGACAACUUGAUGGAAGACAUUUGAGUGCAAAGCUCUGAAGAAAGGCCAGAACCAUUCCAAAUAAACACCAG